Messenger RNA from Melampsora larici-populina 98AG31, 1950 nucleotides. RefSeq lists its product as uncharacterized. The record is from RefSeq and is a predicted model, not a curated record. The transcript is spliced from 5 exons. Lineage: Eukaryota; Fungi; Basidiomycota; Pucciniomycetes; Pucciniales; Melampsoraceae. The coding region runs from base 1 to 1950 and encodes 649 amino acids.
AUGAUCAUGAUGGACUUUGUUAUUCGCCUGAACAAAGAACAACCCUCCUUAGCCCAACGUCUCACAUUGGCCAACCUCACCAAAUUCAUCAACCUCGCAAGCAACGUUUACCACCGUGCUCACGAAGUCAUGAAUUUGACUUCAACUGAUACUCGCCUGCUCCCCUUCCUCAAGCUAGCCCUAAAACUCGAUCUCGACCCAUCCGAGUGCGAAGUUUUAUGGAACCUCGCGUUUCCCUCGCUUCCAUUGGCCCACCUCGAUUCAGCGAGCCUAAUCCGGACGUACGGACUCCAUGAAAGCCUCGACAAAGACACCAAGGUACAUGAAGUAUAUCUCACACCUCCGACAAAGACUUGCAUCGUCUGCCAGCAACCUUCUGGCGAAAAACUCCUCACAAGACCUCGAAUUGAUGGAUAUCUAUACGACCUCGACGGCGUCCACUCCGCCGAGUUCCAUACAUGGGGCUGCACAGAUUGCGGCGCUUAUUAUCGGCCUUCGUACUACACGUCAAACAAGGAACGAUUCUAUUACACCAAAGGCCAGGGCGCCCACCCCGAAUACUACCAGGUACACUGCCACUUCGCAAUGUCACACCGCCUGGCAAAGUCGUUCCGGCAAUCUCAAAUGCUCGCCCACAUGUCCAACUUCAAUAUAGUCAAUCUAUUCAACCUCACGCACAUACAAGGCCAGCAUCUCCCAACCCAUUCAGGCGUUCAUAUCACACCUAAGAUCUCGCAAGAGGUCGCUCACGAUGGGUCUGACCUCUUUAGUCUCCUUAGAAGAUGCGACCAACGUGGGUCAGUUCUCCAUGUCCGCGCGAAAGGAACCAAUGCGGACUGCUUUGUACCAGCCAUGACGCGUGAACUCUAUCACAUAGCCAAUCACGGGUUGGCUUUCCGGGACCACUUCUGCUCGUUGUGUGUCAGAGCAUCCAAAGUCGAACACGAUGGCCACGCAGCGAUCAAAGUGAUUCGAGCCAUCGUCACUGAUGGCCUUACGAUAGGACACUGGCGCUGUACCGCCUCCUCGGUCCAGCUUGAAGAACUGGCUCACCGCGCCGGCGACCCACCACCUAACGGACCUUGCCUUAACCCACUGCCCAAAGUUACCUCGCGGUUCUGUGCUGAUCAUGAGGUGAGCCUGAAGGGUUGGUGUCAGGCACAACCAUGCACUGCACUCGCCGAACCAGGAUCCAAGUCUUGUGUCAAUGAACGUCAUCAAGCCGCCAUGGCCACCUUCGAAGGAAAGAAGAAUCACAAUUUCUCACUCAAAUCGAUGCUCAACGGCCCCGGAUCUAACCUCCCGUCCGAUCCUUCCGUACAUCUCAAUCCCGAGACUACCGAAAUCAUUGACCUCGACGAACUCCAUGACGCAGACGAGGCCGCGCGCGAUGGUGGCGAGGCCCAACCUAAGAUCACAUCAGCUUGCAGCCGUUGCCGCACCCACAAUGACCAACUCAUUGUGGGCACUUGCGGAAUCAUAUUGAGCAGACGGACAUUUUACAAUGCGGAAGCACCAAGCGCUCUCAGGGACUACUUGGUCGAAGCGUUCCCUGAAGGACUGCCCGAGGUUAUUUUUUACGACAAUGCGUGCAAUUUACUAAAGGUGAUCCACAACGGGGACAGGGAUCCCGCCCCGUUCAAACACAGCAUCAUUCCCGUAGAUCCGUUCCAUCAUCGUGCUCAUAAAGAGACUGAUGAAUUCUGUCAAAGGUACACUGACCCUAAAAAAUUCCCUGAUCUUCAAGAGAAUGGCUCUUGGAUCUUCAAUGCGUCCGCCGGUGAGCUGAGCAACAUCUGGUAUGGCGGUUUCGCAUCCAUGUGUCGCAACAUGCAAGCCACUCGUUACAAGUAUUUCCUUGAAGACAUGGUGGAGUGGCGGAACUUGUGGCUGACGGAUGCAUUAUCUGCACGCAAAAAUGUGGAAUAUAUUGGCCUUCAUAAGUUCUGA